Messenger RNA from Papaver somniferum (opium poppy), 2091 nucleotides. RefSeq lists its product as uncharacterized. The record is from RefSeq and is a predicted model, not a curated record. Gene Ontology annotation, molecular function: RNA-DNA hybrid ribonuclease activity; nucleic acid binding. NCBI's taxonomy places the organism in Eukaryota, Viridiplantae, Streptophyta, Magnoliopsida, Ranunculales, Papaveraceae. The coding region runs from base 1 to 2091 and encodes 696 amino acids. The transcript is spliced from 6 exons.
AUGGAAACUGGAUAUCAGAAAUAUCAUGAUAUGAAGCUGACACCAUUGAACAUACGCCUUACAAAGUUGUAUGAGAAAAUAAGAAAGGACUUGAGCCCCCCUCGACCUUUGCCAGCGGAGACACGUGAUAAACGUGAUAAGAGCAAAUACUGCAACUUUCAUAAAGACCAUGGUCACAAGACUGGGAAUUGCCGCUCUUUAAAGAUCGAGGUCCAGCGAAUGAUAGACGCUGGAAAGCUACAAGAGUACGUGAAAAAGGAUUUUGGGAAAGGUCAUGGACAUGAAAAUGGAGCAGAAAUCCGGGAUCUUGGAUGCACAAAGAUCGAGUUCUCUGAAGCAGACAUAAUAGGAGCCUAUUCCUCCAUGAAUCUCCCACACGACUUAAUCGAAGAGCAUGAAAAUCCAAUUAUCAGUUUCAGUGGUGAAGUUACAAAGGCGAUUGGAAAAGUGAAGAUACCUAUAACAGUAGCUGACAAGUCCGUUUUAGGCAAUUUCUUGUUGCUUGAUUGUCGAGCUCCAUACAAUGCGAUUGUAGGACGAGACUGGCUGCAUGAGAUCGAAUCAUAUAUAGGAGAGGACGCAGCUGAACCCCCAACAAUUGAGAAACUGAUCGAGGUACAAAUUGGAGAUAAGAAGCACAAAAUAACGUUCUUAGGGGAAGAUCUUCCUUCCCACGAACGUGAUGGUUUGAUAACAUUGCUAAGGGUAAACGCCAACGUUUUCGCAUGGAGUUUUGCGGAGAUGCAUGUGAUAGAUCCGAAUGUAGCCUGCCACAGGCUAAAUAUCGAUGAGAAGUUUCACCCAGUUCGUCAGAAAAUCAGGAAUAUUACGCAAAGCAAAAAAGAUGGAUUUACUGCAGAAGUCGAAAAGUUGUUGGAAGCAGGCUUUAUUCGACCAGUGCAGUAUCCUCGCUGGCUGUCUAAUGUUACACCCGUUCCAAAGAAUAAUGGUAAAAUUCGUGUCUGUAUCGAUUUUACUGAUUUGAAUAAAGCAUGUCCGAGUGAUCCGUACCCGCUACCGCGGAUAAGAGAUUUGGUGGAUGCAACCUCAGGUCUAAAGAACGCAGAGGAGACAUAUCAGCAUUUGGUAGACCAUAUGUUCAAGGAUCUGAUUGGGAAGACGAUGGAAGUAUAUAUCGACGAUACAGUAGUGAAAUCUGAGCAAAAGGAGUCGCAUUUUCUUGAUCUGCAGAAGAUGUUUGAUAUCUUGAGGCAAUAUCUUAUGAAGAUUAAUCCAACAAAAUGUUCAUUCGGGCUAUCCUCGGGAAAGUUCCUCGGAUACUUGAUGACGCACAGAGGAAUCGAGGCGAAUCCGGAGCAAAUCAGAGCCAUCAUAGAGAUGUCAUCCCCAAGAACGAAGAAGGAGGUCCAGAAGCUAGCGGGACGAUUAACAUCUUUAAAUUGUUUCAUUUCACGCUCGUUGGAUCGAUUUAAACCAUUCUUUGAUUUUUUGAAGAAAACGGUGAAUUUUGGUUGGACGUAUAAGUGUGAAAAGCUUUCAAUGAGAUCAAACACUGGAGUUGGAUGUGUCAUCCUUACUCCCGAAGGUUCGAGGAUCGAGAAAGCGACCAGAUUGGGCUUUCGAGCUUCAAACAAUGAAUCUGAAUAUGAAGCAGCAAUUAUCGGUUUAAAGGCUGCCAAACACUUAGACGCAAAGAACGUGAAACUGGUAACUGAUUAUAUGCUAGUAGUUAACCAGUUUUUGGGAACCUACAUAGCCAAGGAAGAGAGGAUGGCCUUAUAUUUGGAUCAUAUAAGAGAGUUGGCAAAUGAAUUCGACCAGUUCUCUAUUGGGCAACGACCACAGUUGGAAAACAGGCAUGCACAUGCUUUAGCAUAUCUAUCUUCCGCGGUCGAUACUGAUACCACCCGUUUCGUUGUAGUGGAUUUCCAAGAAUUACCUAGCAUCUCUGACAGCCACUUUGUUCUGGCUCUCGAACACGCUAGUGGGAGCGAGAGGGAAACUACAUCAGCACAGGGAGAUACCGAGAACGUUGACAACAAUAUGUAUGUUGACGGUCCAGUGAUAGAUGAUUCAAGCAGUCCUGCUGAAAACACUUCAGACUGGCGUCAAGCUUAUGUCGGUAUUUGA